Messenger RNA from Orcinus orca (killer whale), 5038 nucleotides. RefSeq names its product cytochrome P450 26C1. Gene Ontology annotation, biological process: sterol metabolic process. The record is from RefSeq and is a predicted model, not a curated record. Lineage: Eukaryota; Metazoa; Chordata; Mammalia; Artiodactyla; Delphinidae. The coding region runs from base 709 to 2280 and encodes 523 amino acids. The transcript has 6 exons. Gene Ontology annotation, molecular function: oxidoreductase activity, acting on paired donors, with incorporation or reduction of molecular oxygen; monooxygenase activity; heme binding.
AACUGCAGGCCCCGCCCGAGGAUCUGCGCGGGGCACGGCCCCCGGCUUAGCCGUAGCGCCGCAGCAGCUGCCACUCCCCACUCCAACCCCUCGGAGAACGCGCCGCUGCCCACCGCCUCCAAUCAUUACUCUGCGUGGAGCGCUUUAAAUAUGCAGAGGCGGGUCACGUCGUGUGAAUCGGUAUCAAUCCGUAGGGAGGGAGCCAAUAUCUAUAUAAAUGUGGCCUGGGUGGGCCGAAAAGGGUUAAAAGGCUGGAGAAGAGAGAGGUGGGCGGGGGUCUACAGUCCGGGUGCGCGCAACCCUGGUUGGCAACGCCGGUGAGUUGCUCCUUUCUUUGCCCUCCUUCGCUGCUUCUAUCGAAGGAGUGCUGACCAGGGGAGGUGGGAGAUGGGAGGUUCGAGCGGUCCCCAGGCAGCCGGCGCCCGCGCAAGGGGGUUGCGUUUUGGCCCGGGAGCCGUCGGACUCCGGGAAAAGUCCUGAGCGCGCGGGUCUCGAUGAAGGCACGUUUCCUAAGGGCGCGUGGUCACUGCUGCCCUCCGCUGACCGUCUGCUUUUAGAGCGAAGUCCUUGUCCGAGGUUGUAAAUCUCGGUUUUGGUCCCCAAGCCCCAGGCCCUUUCCGGACAGAACAAGGUGAACACUGCGUGCUGCCGGCGCCGCAGUUCCUGCGCCUCCUGCGCUCGGAGUGGCCUGGUCCCGGCAGGCUCGCCAUGCUCCCCUGGGGGCUGAGCUGCCUGUCGGUGCUGGGGGCGGCGGGCACCGCUCUCCUGUGCGCGGGCCUGCUGCUCAGCCUGGCCCAGCACCUCUGGACCCUCCGCUGGACGCUGAGCCGGGACCGAGCCUCUGCCCUGCCCCUGCCCAAAGGUUCCAUGGGCUGGCCCUUCUUCGGGGAAACGCUGCAUUGGUUAGUUCAGGGCUCGCGCUUCCACAGCUCCCGCCGGGAGCGCUACGGGACAGUGUUCAAGACGCACCUGCUGGGCAGGCCGGUGAUCCGCGUGAGCGGCGCCGAGAACGUGCGCACAAUCUUGCUGGGCGAGCACCGCCUUGUGCGCAGCCAGUGGCCGCAGAGCGCGCACAUCCUACUGGGCUCGCACACACUGCUCGGCGCGGUUGGCGAGCCGCACCGGCAGCGGCGCAAGAUCCUGGCGCGAGUGUUUAACCGCGCGGCGCUGGAGCGCUACGUGCCUCGCCUGCAGGGGGCGCUGCGGCGUGAGGUGCGCUCCUGGUGCGCGACCCGCGGGCCGGUCGCUGUCUAUGAGGCCGCCAAAGCGCUCACCUUUCGCAUGGCUGCGCGCAUCCUACUGGGGCUGCGGCUAGACGAGGCGCAGUGCUCGGAGCUGGCCCGGACCUUCGAGCAGUUCGUGGAGAACCUCUUCUCGCUGCCCCUAGAUGUGCCCUUCAGUGGCCUGCGCAAGGGCAUCCGGGCACGGGACCAGCUGCAUCGGCACCUGGAGGAGGCCAUUGCAGAGAAGCUUCAUGAAGACAAGGCUGCUGCGGAGCCAGGCGAUGCCCUCGACGGGAUCAUACACAGCACUAGGGAGCUGGGCCAUGAGCUCUCAGUGCAGGAGCUGAAGGAGUCAGCUGUGGAGCUCCUCUUCGCCGCCUUCUUCACCACGGCCAGUGCCAGCACGUCCCUCGUCCUGCUACUCCUGCAGCACCCGGCGGCCAUCGCCAAGAUCCGGCAGGAGCUGGCGGCGCAGGGGCUGGGGCGCGCGUGCGGCUGCGUGCCGGCGGCCUCAGGGGGCGGCGCUGGGCCCCCGGCCAACUGCGGCUGUGAGCCCGACCUCAGCCUGGCGGCGCUCGGCCGCCUGCGCUACGUCGGCUGCGUGGUCAAGGAGGUGCUGCGCCUCCUGCCGCCCGUGUCCGGGGGCUACCGGACAGCCCUGCGCACCUUCGAGCUCGACGGCUACCAAAUCCCCAAGGGCUGGAACGUGAUGUACAGCAUCCGGGACACGCACGAGACGGCCGCGGUGUACCGCAGCCCGCCUGAGGGCUUCGACCCAGAGCGCUUCGGUACUGAGGGCGAGGAUGCGCGGGGCGCCGCCGGCCGCUUCCAUUAUAUCCCGUUCGGCGGCGGUGCGCGCAGCUGUCUCGGCCAGGAGCUGGCGCAGACCGUGCUCCAGCUGCUCGCGGUGGAGCUGGUGCGCACGGCGCGCUGGGAGCUGGCCACGCCUGCCUUCCCCGCCAUGCAGACCGUGCCCAUCGUGCACCCGGUGGACGGUCUUCGGCUCUUUUUCCACCCGCUUGCGCCUUCGGCUGCGCAGGAUGGGCGACGCCUCUGACCCGCUGCGCCGCGGAACCUGACUUGGCCAGUGGCAGCGGAGCACUUGCGGAGCCGCGCAUCUGCCUUUCCCCAGUACCGGGUCGGGCGCACUCUCUAGUUCACCAAACGGUUACUGAAUGCGGCUCUGUGCCGGACUCUGUGGGAGGAGACGCGCGAGCCACCGCCACCGCACUGGAGAAGUGCCCUGGCCAGUGGGAAGGUGCCUCCUGCCCUCCGCACGCACCCUGAGGAAGGAAAGGUGGUGGGCCAAGUCUUUUAAGCCCUUCCCAGGAUUUCGAAGCAGGGAUGGAGGGAACAUCUCCACUGGAAGCCAAGCCCGGGAGGAGGCAUGGAUUGCAGGGCGGUGGGGAGGCUUGCUAGGGGAGGAUUGGGCCGUAGAACAAUGCGGGACCUGCAACGGUCGCGAGGAAGAGGGGACGCCGGGAGCGCAUCUCUGGCCUGGCUUUGGGCCAUAGGAAGACACCGAGAAGGCGCCCAACGGAAGGCCUUCAGGCAGCUGGCCUCCGCCAGGUGCGCCCUAGCCACUCUGCAGGUCUCGGCAGAAACCCAGAACGGUGGGCGCUUCCAGGGCUCUAAACAGGCUCAACACUGCCGGAUUCUGCUGGUGAUUUCUUAAAAGAAAAAUUCCUAGUUCAAGAACACGUUUAAUCUUUCCAUUUAUACAAGGGAGAAUAGGCAAACGAGAGGACUCUUUAAGGCUGGAUUAUUUUCAUGGGAGAUUGAGACAUAAAGACGUUCGAGGUAUUUGUACCCAAAACAGAAGGGCCAAGAAAUCGUUUCCUGGCAAUAGUUGGGUGAGGGGGCUACAGCUUGGCUGGGCAGCUGCUCCCUGGUGGGAAAGUGGGAUGAGGGGGGAGGAAGACUCAGGAAAGACCCCCUCCCCUUCCCCCAGAAGGACCUACCCUGCAUAUAUCCAGAGAGAGACGAGGAACUGGGGCAGCCUGGGGUCCAGGCUACUGGGACUUCUCUCUUGAGCAUAGCUCCAGGGAGCUGGGCUGUGAAUUAUCUCCAGGGUAGUUGGCUGCAGGGACAUCCUGGUUUACCGCUUCAACCACCUUUAUUACAGGGGAGAAACUGAGGCGAGAGACUGGACCACUCAGCCAGUGCUCUCCUCCACCCCCAUCACUUACUCCCUGCUCCAGCUCCCAGGCCUGUGGCUGCUGCGAAGCUCUUGGCCUUUUACCCUUUCAACGCGAUCCCUAGAUUGGCCUAAGGACUCUCUGGACCUUUCCAACACAGAAGUUCCCAACAGUGUUUAAAUCUGAACCAAGAGCCUCCGGCGUCAUUAUUCCUAACAGCUCACUGUAACCCGCCAUCCACCUUCGGACAGGCUGGGGGCAGUUGGACAUGAUGGGUGAGUCAGGAAAGUUGCCGCCAAGGCCUGAGCUGACCCCUUAAUGAACCAGAAGAAAGCUGGUGCCCUCCUGACCUUACGCUUAAGGUGGAUCCUGGGGCCAGAAGGAAAGGGGGAAGCAGCAGACACAGGCAGGGUCGGUAGCUCCGUGCAGCGGGCCCUUCCGAGCUCGGCUGACACCGCCAUAACCCCCUCCAGGGCAAUUCAUCACCCACUGCUGACCACAGGCCCUGGCGCCAGGCCAUGGGAUCUGCAGGCAGGUGACAGAGCCACAGAGCCGGCAAGAAGUGGCGGAUCUGGGGGCCUGCCCUCAGGGCGCUCCUGAGGCUGCAGAGACAACAUCUCGGCCUGAGAAACUCCACUAGGCUGAGGUGGUGGGAGGACCAGGGCUUGGGGCUGAAUCUGACUUGGGGAGAGAGACUGGGGGAGGGGGCUCUCAGAAGCCCAGACUUAGCUGGUUCUGAGAGACCUGGUUUACCUGCUGGUGGUCUGCACUAAGCCCCUGUAGGGGCAGCUCCAAUUUUGCUCUAAUUUCCCAUUGAUACUUCAUUCUCAGUAAUUUCCAAGAAAACCUGAGCUCUUGCUUUAGUAGCUCUUGAUUCUCUGAGGAAGGAGCAGAUGUGGUUCUUGCCCUCCUGGACUUGGUGUGCUCACCAAGGAGGUAGACAGUAAAUAAACUCACAGACAACAGCAAGAACAUGUCUGAUGAUGAUAGUGCCGUGGAGAAAAUAAAAUAGGCCUGCAAUGCACAGUGCUGGGCAGGCUGGGGCCUGGGAAGACUUCCCUGGGGUGACAUUCGACUUUGGAAGGAACCAGCAAGCGGUGAGCUGGGAAAGAGGCACCCCAAGCAGAGGGAACAGCAGGUAUAGAACCCUGGGAUGGGGAUGAAUGCUCAAGACAAGGGAAGAAGGGGUUGGAAGAAAGGUGGAAGGCGGUGCUUCAGCUGCCUGGGCUCCCCUGACCCCAGUCAGGAACUCACUCCCCACCCCCCAACCCUUAGCAACAGGCUGUUUUGCAGACAUCUUGGAAACAUUUUAUUUUCCAGUGAACCCUCUCCCCACCUACUGCCACCCACGAAAGUUCGGCAAGGGAUCUAGAUCAAAGUUCUUAUUGGGCUGGUAAUUUAUGGGCCCCUUCCCCUCUUCAAGAUGUUCUUUAAUGAUCCUCACUAUCCCAUUUAAUCCUUUCCUGCCGAUCGCCCCCUCGGGUCUCGAUGGGCAGGUAGAUUAAAACAUUUUUCCCCCUCGUGGCGAUUUCCAGCGCGCAGGCCCCGCUCAUCUUGUGACCCGGCGCGCGCUGAACUUGGCGAGAUGGCCCUGCAGAGUUCAUUCGGAUGUCACGGUCCGGCCUGCAGGGGUCACAGGCGGGUCAGGCCGGAGGAUUGGGACUGGGCCCCAGGUCA